CGGCGACCCCGGGGCGUCAGCCCCGCCGGGGAGCGGCGCCGCGUGACCCGAGGCCACGUGAUGCCGCGUGGGGCGGGGCCGCCGGCGCCGGGUCUGCAGCCGCCGCGGGAGGUGGACGCGACAAGAUGAAGCUCAUCAUUCUGGACCAUUAUUCUCAGGCCAAUGAAUGGGCAGCCAAAUAUAUCAGGAACCGCAUCAUCCAGUUUAACCCAGGGCCCGACAAGUACUUCACCCUGGGGCUUCCCACUGGGGGCACCCCGAUUGGCUGCUACCAGAAGCUGAUUGAGUACUGUAAGAAUGGAGACCUGUCCUUCAAAUAUGUGAAGACCUUCAACAUGGAUGAGUAUGUGGGCCUUCCUCGAGAAAACCCGGAGAGUUACCACUCCUUCAUGUGGAACAACUUCUUCAAGCACAUUGACAUCCACCCAGAAAACACGCACAUUCUGGAUGGGAAUGCAGCUGACCUACAGGCCGAGUGUGACGCGUUUGAAGAGAAGAUCAAGGCUGCGGGUGGGAUUGAGCUGUUUGUCGGAGGCAUUGGCCCUGACGGACACAUUGCCUUCAACGAGCCCGGCUCCAGUCUGGUGUCCAGAACCCGUGUGAAGACCCUGGCCAUGGACACCAUCCUGGCCAAUGCCAGGUUCUUUGAUGGCGAUCUCACCAGGGUGCCCACCAUGGCCCUGACAGUGGGCGUGGGCACUCUCAUGGAAGCCAGGGAGGUGAUGAUCCUCAUCACAGGCGCUCACAAGGCGUUUGCUCUGUACAAGGCCAUCGAGGAGGGAGUGAGCCACAUGUGGACCGUGUCUGCCUUCCAGCAGCAUCCCUGCACGGUGUUUGUGUGUGACGAGGACGCCACCCUGGAGCUGAAAGUGAAGACUGUCAACUAUUUCAAAGGUUUAAUGCUUGUUCAUAACAAGUUAGUGGACCCAUUGUACAGCAUCAAAGAGAAAGAAACGGAGAAGAGAGAGUCUUCCGAGAAACCAUACGGUGAUUAGCCUGCGCUGAUCCUACAUCAAGUACCUCCGUGGCACAGCCUUCUUGGAGUGGACGCUGCCGCCGGCUCCCUCUGUUGUGCCUGCUGAAGCUGCUGCCGCCUCUGUUUGCUGGGGAAGACCUUUCAGAGCCUGGCUCAGGCCACUCUCGACGUGCUGUUUGGUGCCAGUGUUUUACCUUUGGCUGUUAUAUGUGAUCGUGCUGUCAUUCUGUUUUAGGCUAAUCAAUCAGUGGAACUGUUUACAAUGUGAUUAUUUUCUAUUAAAUCUAGUAUUUUCGAAUAAAAUGUGUCAUUUGUAGACUUGACCCCCAAAGGGUCAGAAGGUGCUCUGGGUUGAUAUUUAUAUACUUUGGGACUAGCUGGUGAGCAAUGCUGCACACUCACUCCUCACAACGCUGCAGGAAGGCACCGUCACAGCAACUGCUCAUCUCUUCUCCUAUCACCGGGAGGAAGAGAAACCAAAGCAUUUUAUAAAAAUGAAGGGCGUUUGUGAAAACGCUGGGAAUGAACAGACGAGCAGUAAGUUGCCCUGUUGUGGCUGUACGUGUGAUCCAAACCAGGACACAGCUGUUAAAAAGAAUACGGCACAUCUGUGACCAGAAGGAAUAUAACACAGCAAGGCGUGGAAAAUAGGUUUCGUUGUUUUUAAGUUAAAAAAGUUGCUAAAACGGGACAUCUUGGGUCCAGAAAAUCAACUUAGGUAUAAGCAGUUGGAAGAAGGGUUUAAUUUUUUAACAACUGUACUGAGAUAAUUUACAUGCCCAUAAAAUUCACCUAUUUUAAAUAUAAAUGAUUUUUAUUAAGUUUAUGCAGUUAUACAAUGCACCACAAUCCAUUUGUCACCCCUAGAAGCACCCUACUCCUAACCACAGCCCAGGUGACCACUGAUUCACUCUGUCAACAGAUUUACCUUUUUUUUAGACACUUCAUAUACAGCUAGCUGAUCCUUGAACAACACGAGUUGGAACUACACAGGCUCACCUACACAUGGAUUUUUCAAUAAACACUUUGGAAAAUGUUUUGAAGACUUGUGACUAUUUAAAAAAAUAUUCUUUUCUCUAGCUUUAUUCUAAGAAUUCAGGUAUAUAAUAUCUAUACAAAAUACAUUAAUCAAGUCUUCCCAUUAUCUGGUCAACACAAUAGUUAAGUUUUAGGGAGUCAGAAGUCAAAGUGGAGUCUCGACUGUGCAGGGUGGGGGUGUUGCCACCCCCGCACUGCGCCGGCCUGGGCUCAGCUGUAAAGGGAAUCCUAUGGCGCAUCUUUUGGGUCUGGCUUCUUUCACUAAGGAUAAUGUUUGUUCUUAAGGUUCAUCCAUAUAACAUGUAGCAGUAUCCCCUUUUACUGCUGGAGUAUUCCACUGUAUACACACACCACAUUUUGUUCGUCCAGUACAGAGGGGAUUAAAGUUUACGUAGGUAUAGUGUGGGAAAAAAUUACAUUAGAAUGAAAUG
Molecule: messenger RNA, 2445 nt
Organism: Manis pentadactyla (Chinese pangolin)
Lineage: Eukaryota; Metazoa; Chordata; Mammalia; Pholidota; Manidae
Gene: GNPDA1
Product: glucosamine-6-phosphate deaminase 1
Exons: 8
Coding region: 126-995 (289 amino acids)
Biological process (GO): N-acetylneuraminate catabolic process; D-glucosamine catabolic process; N-acetylglucosamine catabolic process
Cellular component (GO): cytoplasm
Molecular function (GO): identical protein binding; glucosamine-6-phosphate deaminase activity
Source: RefSeq, a predicted model, not a curated record